Schistocerca americana (American grasshopper) is the source of this 5706-nucleotide messenger RNA. RefSeq names its product zinc finger protein 184-like. The coding region runs from base 786 to 4775 and encodes 1329 amino acids. Lineage: Eukaryota; Metazoa; Arthropoda; Insecta; Orthoptera; Acrididae. Gene Ontology annotation, cellular component: nucleus. The record is from RefSeq and is a predicted model, not a curated record. Gene Ontology annotation, molecular function: zinc ion binding. The transcript has 10 exons.
UUCAGCCCGUUGCGCGUUACUGUUCGAUUUUGAGACUGACUGGUUAGUCAUGUGUGAAGAGUAUAAUGUGAAACGCAGAAUUAUCGAUGAAAGAAAUAUGGUUCCUUUUGUUCGUACUGUUGAGAACUUCGUAAUGGCAACCGACUUUCGGAUCACUUCUUUUUAAGUUCUAUAUGUUGCAUUGGUAACUUUAUCGAAGACUGAAUCCACUUUUUGGUUCACAAGAUGGAGAGUGGCGAAAUGUUUAGUGGUCAGACAUUUUUGCAUCACGUCUUCGAACAUGAUAUGUCAAGGCGUCUCGAUGAUAGCCAUUCUUCGACUGCGAUAAGAAAAACAUCGUGUUUGCGCUUCUGUGGUGAUGUUCACCAAAAUGAUGUGUCAAAUAAGUGUUUUCUAUCCCUUGUACUUUGUUAAAACUUGAAAACUUAUCCCUAUAUUUCGCUAAACUGUUACCAUUAAUGAAUCGGCUUUCGUCCAUCAAUACAUGUAUAAAGUAUGGCUGUGUUGCUCCGUUCUCGUUGGCGAAGAAUGUAGUGGUUCAUAAGCAAGGUGUAUGAUAGGUGAUAAGUGUAAGUUGUUUUGACGCUGGUGUUUUUUUAAGAGUAACACCAACCGGUCUUAGUAAUCUCAUUCGUUUCAUAGUUAUUGAGAAGGCUGUGGGCGCAAUAGUUAAUACACGGAAAUCAACUUUUCAUCCACAUUAUUAUUCAUGUUGUCUUCGUUGUAUCGUGAAUAGUGUAUAAUGUGUGCUGUAUUUGUACUGUGAAAAUAGUGAAGUUUCAAAAAUGCAGCCCUCCAGAAGUAUACCAAGUAACAUGAGUGAGAUAUGUAGGUUGUGUUUGUCAAGUGAGGGUAGCAUUCUGCCAAUAUUUGGUGAAGAGGAGGCGGAAGAGCCGCAUAUCCCCCUGUCCUUCAGGAUUCUGGCGUGCGUUUCUGUCGAGGUUACACACAGUGAUGGACUGCCUUCUCUGAUAUGCCAGCAAUGUUUGAAGCAAGUAGAUUCAUGGACAGAGUUCAAGCAACAGUGUGAUGCUUCUCAGGCAACUCUGAAGGAAUGGCAGCGUGCUGCAGAAGCUGCAGCUGCACUGGAUUCCUCUACCAAUGGUACCCCAGACCGUGUUGUAACUUCUGUUUCCGAUGUCACAGAUCUUGGCAGCCAAUCAUCCCCUGCUGCCAACAAGAUCUCAUCACGAAGGAGACACUUCAUUGCUGUGGAUCAAGUCAAGGAAACUACAAUAAAGCAGGAGCCCCCGGAUGAUUAUGGGAAUGACGAUGAUGAUAUUUUGGAAGACGAGGAAGAAGAGGAGGAAGAGGAUGAUGAUAGCAUGACUGAACUCGUUGAUGAUGCUGAGAGUGUUUCUUCCUGUGAAGAUGAUAGAAGAAUGUAUUCACAUGUACCUGUGGAAAUAAAACAGGAAGAGAUAGAAGUUUCUGAUGGAAGUGAUAAUGAAUAUUCACAUAAUUCUCAAGUUGCUGGAAGUUCCACUCAGGUUGACUCAGGAUUGAGCAAAAAUGUAGUAAAAACUGAACGAGAAGGUUCAGUAACUGAAGCUGGCAACCAUCACGGUCAGUCGCAGCGGCUAACACGUCGUCCACGGAGACUCUUCCUUGCUCGUAAAAAACGUUUUGGGCUAAGUUCGGGUGGAUCAAAAAUAUUCCCUUGUCAUGUCUGCAAUAAAGGUUUUGGGAGAAAAUCACACGCAAUUCGCCAUGAAAUGUCACACAGCCAUAUGAUUCAACUUUCUCAGACAACUUCUGGAAAUUCCUGUUUGAUGUGCAACAAGACUUUCUCAAAUCGUUCAAAUUUGGACCGCCACCUGCGUUUACACAGAGGCCAUCAGUUGCAAACUGCCCUUGAGCUUGGAAAUACAAGGCAGAAUGGACCAUCCUGGCAAAAUUCAGAACCAAACACUGGACAAGCAGUAGAAAGUGGCUCAGCAGAGCCAGAAGCUGAUUAUUAUUGUUACUUGUGUGGCAAAACCUUCCUUUCGCAGUAUCGCCUAAAGAUGCAUAUGGGCCAGCAUUCAAACUACAAAUGCCCAAAAUGUGGCAAAUGCUUCAAGGGUGGCACUGCCCUUUCCAACCAUCUACGCAUUCAUAACAUAAGGGGCUUUGUGAAGCACACAUGCCGAUUUUGCAUGAGAUCAUUUGCCUCAUUAGCGGCAAUGAUGAGUCACCGAAAGACACACUACCGAGCGGGUGCAGCUUCAGUGCAUACCUCCAGUGCACAACCACCACCAGUACCACCGGCACCUCCAGCUCAUGCAACAUCGGCACCCACACCAGUGCCAGCGCAGUUGUCAGUUUCACAGCAGUCAACAACACCUAUGACAGAGACAGAUUCAUCUCGUGGCAAUGCUGUAUUGUGCCGCCUUUGCAAUAAGUGGUUUAACAGUUUCUCAAUGCUCGAGCAGCACUUGGUAACACAUUCGACAAAUAAGCCGUAUUCAUGUUCAGUGUGUGGACUUCUGUUGGGAUACGCCUCAUCAGUAUACAAACACAUGCGUAAGAUGCACGGUGUUACUGUUGACUAUCAUACAAUUCGCCAGCAACUUCUUGGUACUGUCCCACCAGCAGGACCUCCUGCCCCACGGAUCAAUCCGCCUUUCUGUGGGCCAGCUGUGCAGAGCCGACCAGAACAGCCUGUUCCACAACCAACGACAUUUCCAUGCACAUUUUGUUCUCGGACGUUUACUCAUAAAUCAUUUUUAGCAGCGCACAUCCGAGCAACUCAUACAGGAACAAAUGGUACUCACCAGUGCCAGCUCUGUGGACAUGCUUUUGCUCAUCGCUACCUGCUACUUCGUCACAUAAAGACUCACGGUGGCUUCACGUGCCUUGUUUGCAUGAAGCAGUUUUCUGAUCUGAGAACACUAAACAAUCACAAAGGAGUACAUAAGCGAUUCAAAUUGCUUCAGUGCCCAUUGUGUAGCCAAAGUUUCAAUGGUGUACAACGGUUGGAGGCCCAUAAAGCACAGGCUCACCCUCUUGCAAAUGCAGGCUCAAUAGGAAUAUCAUACCUGUUUCAUUGUGACACUUGUGGUGAACGUUUUGCAACACGAUCAGAGCUUGCCCAACACAGAGAGAGCCAUAUUAGCCUCAAGUUGUACACUUGUCAAGUUUGCAAGAACUCAUAUAACAGCUCCUCAGCACUCAGCAAACAUAAACGCAAACAUGGACAUUAUGAAUCAUCCGAAAAUGUGGGAGAUAUGCCAGAUAAUAAGCCAUUUGUGUGCUCUGAAUGUGGAAAAGUUUUCACUGAUGCAGAAACGUACACACGCCACCAGGCUGUGCACAGACGGAGGAGCACUCCCACACCUUUAAUUGGUGGUUCAACUCCUUCAACAGCAAAUUCUCCAGCAGAGAGCAGUCACUGUACACUAUGCAACCGCACAUUCCGUGAUCAUCUUAGUCUCAUUCGACAUAAGGGCUGGCAUACUCGUCGACCGAAUCAGAUUCCUGUCGUCGUGAACCAUGAUGUUUCAGAAGAAACAACAUCAGCAGCAGUACUUGCAGAUGCAAGCUCACCAAACAGCCGCCUCUAUCCAUGUGACUACUGCAACAAAUCCUACAGCAAUGCAGGCUCAUUGUCCAAACAUAGACGAACGAACUGUCCCCGUCUACAUGUCAGUAAUGUUGAACAGACAGACAUGGAACCAGAAACAUUGGACCAAGAAGAUGAAGAUGAGGACAUAAAGCCUGUGUUACAACCUCUUGUAGUGCUUCAAGAAGAUGGGGAUGAUGGGACGCCUGUUGCAACCAGCAAUGGCCCAGUUACCAUUCCAACUGCAACUACUAGUUUUGAGAGACAUCCAUGUGCUCUGUGCCCAAAAGUAUUCCGUACACCCAAAGCACUUGUAGUGCAUCGUGGCUGGCACGCUCGGUCGCCUAGGCCGUCUCCACCUCAGCUGCCUUUUGCUGACAGCUCAUCUCGCCCAAAGGAUGACGGAGAUGGACGCUCCUACACAUUAAUGGAUGCCAGUGAAACAAUGGAUGAAAACAGACUCUACAGGUGCAAUGCAUGCUGGAGAACAUUUAGUAAUACAUCAGCAUUCAGGAGGCACAAAUGUCUUGCUCAAGAUGAUCUAAUGAUUCAUAGAAGCACACCAAGCACUCAAAGUACUCCUCAAGGUGGUGGUGUCAGUUGCCCAAUUUGUGACCGAAAAUGUUCAAAGGAAAAAUAUCUCCUACAGCAUAUGAAAAUCCAUACCACUCCAAAUACUCCUGGGGGCAGUACAGCAGCAAAUGGCAUGGUAAGCACUCCAACAACAAAUGCUCAAAACUUCCAAAUGAAAGGAAGUGAUCCUGGAACAAUUACCAUGAAAGAUGAUGAUGUAGAUGUCACUACAGUUGAUGAUGAUGACGACGACGAUGAUGAUGAUGAUGGUGAUGAAGAAGGCCCCAAUGUUACUACAUCAGGGGAUGGUCCUGGCAUCACUUGCCAGAUCUGCCAGCGACAAUUCAAGAAGGAAAAAUACCUCAUACAGCAUGUGCGAAUCCACACAGGUGAAAAGCCAUUUUCGUGUUCUGAAUGUGGCCGCUGCUUCUCUCGUCAGUCAGUCCUGUGGAAACACAAGAAGUCACACAAAGGUCCAUACAAGUGUCCAUCAUGUCCUCAAAAUUUUUUUCAGCCUGAACUAUUGCAGAAACAUUUAGUUGAGGAUCAUGGACAAGUUAAUGGCAUUGAUGAUGUUGAACAGUUGCAGACUGUUACAGAGAAUGGCAUUGUCUGUACAGAAACAUCUGCUGGGGAAUCUGAGUUUGAAACUGAUUAGAAAUGUUUUUUCUAACUGUGCCUACUAAUUACUCUUUUCGUUUGCUUUUGUUAUAAUUAUUGUAGAAUUUUUGUAAUUGAAAGGAUGUUGAGUCUAAAAGUAAAUGUGCACGAGGGCUGCAUAACUCCCAUUCUUGACUGAGUGCAGUUGCAGCAAGUGAAUGGUAGGAUGGUAGAUUCACUGUGUGCAAAUGGCUGUACACAUUUUUGUGUGAGUUUGUGUUAUCAGAACUGCUUUGAUGCAGACUCUUCAAAUCCUUCUAAAUAUUUGCAAAAAAAGUACAGUUAAGAUAUUUGUGUAGUUAGAAGUACUGUAGGCCAUGUGGUGAUUGUACUGCACUCUCACAAGGGAAGAUUGUUAUUGAGAAGAAUGAGACAAGGUGCUCCAUCGGAUAUGAAAGUCACUAAUCUGUGAAAGGUCUGCUGGCUUUGGUUGAAAAUGGAGCAUUGUGUCUUGUUUGGCUGAGCCAUGAAUUAUUUUCCCCUCUUCAUUUCAAACUUAGGGUAAGCCAAAACUGUACUCAGUUUUGUUUUAUUUUUUAGUGUGUUGUUUCUGCAAGAUUGCAGUAGUCAUUGUGCUAGAAAAUAAAGAGAAGAAAGCAAUGUGUUAACUGUAUUGGUACUCAUUACAGAAUUGAUAAGAUUUUUUAGAAUGCUUUGGAUCUACUAUAUGUAAUAUUACUAUAUAAACAUUUUGUACACAUGUGUGCAUUAUACAAUAUUGGAAUUGGUAUCUCUGGUUUUACAGAGACACUUUGUUCACUUAAUUGGCAAGUUUUACUUAGUGUUAAUUGGUAGUGACUUUUAUGCAAGGUGUGACGAUAUUCAGAAAAGAAAUACGUGAAUGCAGGCUUGUUUAGAGCUAUUUCUGUAAUAAUUAUGAAAUGUCUCUAAACAAAGUUUGUUGUAACACAUGAUAAAAAAUUUCUUUU